Heterotrigona itama is the source of this 3464-nucleotide messenger RNA. NCBI's taxonomy places the organism in Eukaryota, Metazoa, Arthropoda, Insecta, Hymenoptera, Apidae. The record is from the annotation of a GenBank genome assembly.
AAAUUAGCUAUACGAUCAUUUCAUUGAACUUUAAACAAUAAUUCAUUUUAGCGAGUUAUAAUAACAAAUAAUCUCAUAUAUGAGUCAUUAAAUUUGUCUGUGACCUCGUCCGUCUCGGAAAGAAUAGCGGAGUGUAUGAUCUGUCUCGGGUCAGUGCUUAAUUUGAUCACGAGGUGGUAGCACCGAGUAUGGUUCUCUACGUGAAGGAUAUUGAAAUAUCAUGAAUGUUCGUAUAUUCAAAUCUCAUUGUGAUUUGAGCGAAGGACUAUAGUAAUAAAAGGAACGCGAUAGGUUCGCGAAGAUAAUACAAUGCACCAAACAGAUAAGAGGCGUUUCUCCCUCUGAUGCAAAACAGUUGAUAUUGACAGCUCGAUCCGGGAUAACCUCUUGCUCCAAUCGACAGCUAGAGGCAACGCUUGUCACGUUUUAACUCGACGAUUACCGAAACGUUUUGCGACGAUGGCAUGUCUUUUGUUGAAUCAGGAGAACGUGCACAUUAAAAUACCAUCGGCUGACACUGUUGACGGCAUCACUUAUUACUGCAUCGAGGUUAGGAUUGCUUCGAUCAAAUGGACUGUAAAGCACAGAUACAAUGACUUUGCUGAGCUUCAUGAUAAACUUGUCUCAGAGAAUUAUGUUAAAAAAGAUAUAUUGCCACCAAAGAAACUUAUUGGAAAUAAGUGUGAAGCUUUUGUAGAAAAACGUAGACUCAACUUAGAGAUCUAUCUGAAUGAAGUGUACAAUUAUUUGAAGAAAGCAAUGCCUAGAGAAUUGGCUGUAUUUCUGCAUAUGCACAUAUAUGACAUAUUUUUCCUACUGCAGAGUAUGGCUUUAGAAUUUUUUACAGAGGGCAACAAUUUGCUACAAAAGUCUAAGACUUACAAGUUUAAUUUAAUACAGCUAUAUGCGAUUAGCGAGAGAUUAAAACAACCCUGUCCACCGAUUGAAGUUGUUGACAGAAAAUAUGAUUUCAGUCAUGUUUUGGACUUUAAUUCUCAUUUGACUGGUCUCAUCGUUGAAGGAAGCUCAGAGCCUUAUAGAACCAGCAAUAUUUAUUCCUCAGCGUUAUCCAUCGAACUAUCAAGUUUCAAGAAUAUAGAAGAAUUAACUAUCAAUCAGUAUCCAGUAGAUAAAAUAUACAAUAUGGGCAAUCUUCGCGACACAGUGAAGUAUUUGAAAGUAAACAACACGAAGCUCAGGAAUAUCGUCGAAUUGGCGAUGUGCGAAGAAGUGCACAAGAAUAUCGAAAAUGCGAAUGAUUCUCAUGUCUGGUUCAAGGUCACUCAUUUGGAUCUCAGCGAUAAUAGGAUAGAAGUGAUUGAUGAAGCGAUUAAAUUAUUACCUCAAAUCGAAUGCUUGACUUUAAACAAUAAUCUGCUCUCUGAAAUUUCGAAUGUCACCCUAUUGCCGAGAUUGUCCCAGUUGUACCUGGCGUCGAACAAUUUCUCAACUCUACCGGAUGAUCUGCAUACGAAACUUGGUUAUAUAGUGUACAUUGACCUCUCUCAGAACAAAUUAACAUCGUUAUCGAGUUUCUCGAAAUUGUAUUCAUUAGAAGGCUUAGACGUGAGUUGCAAUCGUAUCGAGAGGAUCGAAGAGGUGAAGAACAUUGGGCAUCUGCCUUGUUUGGAGAAUUUGAGAUUAACUGGAAAUCCAGUGUCGACAAUUGUCGACUACAGGGUGAAAGUAUUGGAGCCGUUUGGGAAAAGGGCGGCGGACAUUUGUUUAGACAAUGAAAAACCAAAUCAGAAAGAGCUGGACACUGUUUCAGUUCACCAAGCGUUACGCAUUGCAAGAGAAGGAAAAUCACCCACAUUCACUGCUUCUGAUGCGCCUUUGUUCUCCGCGGAAAUUCCAAAUAUAUAGGAUCGGGUAAAUUAUGAUAUUUCAAACGAAGAAUUUCCAUAAAAAUAGAUUUUGGUAUGGACUUAUUAUUGAUCUGAAUUUUUUUCGAGAAUAUGAAAGAAUCUUUUUAUACGUUUGAAUUUUAAUAAAACGUAAACCACCAAUACUAUACAUCUUUCCCAUGCUCUAGAAGUAACAUUACAUUAAUAAAAUAGAAUUUAAUUGAUUUAGGCGAAAAGAUUUGUAAAUGAAAUUAAACUCUUGUUAAAAACGGCGAACAUUCAAGAUUCGUUCGUGUGUCGUCUAUAGUGUUUUUAUAUGAUAUUUAUUAUCCGUCUACCGUGUCGGUGCUUUUUAUUACCUUUUAAUAUGUAACCUAAUCAGUAUAAUAUAUACCAAAACAAUAACCUAUAGCUUAAGCCUUAGGUCGUGAAUCUUAGAUGUCUUUAUUCAGUCUAAAUAUUAAAGAAAUUUGAAUAAUAAUUAAGGAAAUAAUCAGUCUCUGUUCGAGGAUAACGUGCCACUUGUCUAUAUAAAAAUGAAAUUUGUAAAAUUCUGCUGUGUACAUAAUUAUUUUUAAAUUGUAUAUUACGUAUUAUCGUCAUAUAUGUAUUUUUUAUACGAACUCCGAAUGCGAAAUAGAAGACUCGAAUAGACGAUAUGUAUUUAUUUAUAAUUUAUUGCAUCGGGAAAUUUGGUUUGUAUUAUACAAAUAAUUUACGUAGUGAUUCUCAAACUCUAUUUAUACUUCGCGCAAUGAAUGUAAGUAAUUUGCAGAAAUAAGAAAAAUUUGUAUUGAAAAUUGCUGCUUCUACUAGUAAUUAUCUUGAAUGAUAUUUAAUUAUUGUUAUGCAUUUGCAAACAAUAUUUACAUUGCAUUCUACGUAUUAUCUAUGAUGCGAUUGAAAAUACCCUUGAAUCAAUGCGACCACACGGAUCAUCAAUGUUUAUUAUUUAUUGUGUAAAUCUUUAAAACAAUAUUAUUUUGAAAGGUGUAACCGCGUUUGGUGUAACAAUUUUAUAAUGGUUCAACAUAAACUACAUAUGUAUAUAAGAAGAUCGAAUAUUUUGUUAAUAAAUAAUUUGAAAUCAAUAAACUGUGAUAAUUCGUUGAUAAGGUUUUUUCUUUGUUAAUUUUCAAUUGUUGAUGAUAAUCAAUUGUAAUUAAAUGGCUAACAAUAAGUUAUUUCCAUUCUGAGUGAACUAAAAAACUUAGACGAACUGGUUAAUUUUUAAGUUCAUUUUUAUUUAAACUUUCACAUUGCUCGCAUUACCUUUUAAAUAUCAUACGUAUCUCGAUAAUAGUAAAAUAUUCAUAAAUAAUAAUAAUAAUAAUCAUAAUUGUAAUAAUGAUCAUUACAAUGCUUAACAUACUCUAAGCAUUCUCGUGUUAUAGUCUUUUAAUGUAGUACACCUAAAAAUUAACACAUACGUUAAGUUACCGUUUUACAGAUCAUCGUUUACGGAUUUUUGCGUUAUGUUGAAUUUUUUUUUUUCCUGACAAACCUCGAGAUUUUUGCACAAGCCUCGCAAUGAUUUUUCCUAUGUUAUUCGUGCCUUUCACGAAACACAACCUAGCAACACUUGCAAUUCUUUAUUUUUUUUUUUUUUUUCUUUUU